Gigantopelta aegis is the source of this 3060-nucleotide messenger RNA. RefSeq lists its product as uncharacterized. The transcript has 9 exons. Lineage: Eukaryota; Metazoa; Mollusca; Gastropoda; Neomphalida; Peltospiridae. The record is from RefSeq and is a predicted model, not a curated record. The coding region runs from base 342 to 3023 and encodes 893 amino acids.
UUGUGAAUGUUCUGUACAAUGCGGCGUAGUAAGUUGUUUAUUCAUAUAACCGGGCGUGUGACAACGAAGUAGAUUUACACGUUCGCCGAUAAACAAAACUAGAUCUACAGUUACAGGUUACUAUUUUCCAAUAGAUACAUGCGGAUUGUUUACAGAGAAACUUUUUCAGUCAUUUCAGUUAUUUGGAACAGAGGAUCAGUUUGAUUAGGAUAUGUGGCCAGGUUUAAUAACUUUCUAAUAUGCAAUGAAUGGCACGGAUUGGAUGUUAGCAUCAUCAUCCAUGUGUUAACGUGGAGAGAAUGAGACAGCUAAGAAUCAAAACUGUUUGUUUGAUCUCUUGAAUGACUAUGACGAAAGCUGUCGAGCAAGUGAUUGACAUUAUUGUCAAGCCGACAAACAGACGGUCGGACAAGGAAAUACAGGCAGUGAUACCAUGGCUACGCAGACGCACCCAGAUGUUUCAAUGUUUGGAAUCAGAUGUGCUGAUGGAUAUCAUUCGUCAUUGCCACUACCAGAUGGCAGCACCAGACGAGAUUAUCAUCCGCCAGGGAGAGCAAGGCGAUUGCAUGUAUAUUUUGCUGGGUGGCAAGAUAUCUGUCUACAUCGACUCCAGGCUGACGGGGGAGGAAGAAGGCAGCUCCCCCAUCCCACCAUCCCCUUACAAGGAGCGGAGAGGGGGACCGAGUCCGGAAUGGGUGAGAAAGAGACGUCACAUGGAGAGAUCAUCACUGGGGAGGUUCAUCAUCAGAUGUGAACCGGGUGCGAAUUUCGGCGAGGUGGCUCUGUUGAGUGAAGAUCACAUUCGUAAUGCGUCCAUAGUAACCGACAGAGACUGUGACUUUCUGGUUAUAGAUCGUGACCUCUUCAACAGAUGUCUCAAGAGUAGCGAAGAACGAGCAUAUAAUGCGAAGAAGAGGUUCGUCAACAAACAUCCGUUUUUCUGUCAGAUGCCGCCCAAGUUCAAACGACUGCUGGAACUGAGUUUGCGCAAAGAGACGCACGCCUAUGACGAAACGCUCAUCCAGCAGGGGGAGCGCGUCAGCGGCCUGCAUUUCAUUAUUAAAGGCCAAGCCCAAAUUCUGAUGAUGCCAUCUCAACACCCCAAACAAUACCCUCAGUUGUGGCCAUUUGAGGUUGGCGCCGAUCUGUAUGCUUUGGAAUUCGACUGGUUACGAGAAUCACGUAAGAAUGCCAUAAUAAAGAAAUACCAAGACCCGGCCGUGAUUCGCACAAAAGCCGACCAUGUCCUCAUCCGCAGGAAAGAGGGAUACGCGGCCAUGGAGAAGGCGAUACAGCACAAAUCCGUAUCUCUGUGUGAGGUGUCCAAAGGAGAAAUAUUCGGGGACGUGGAGAUCUUGUUCAACCUGCCGACCUACCACCAGACUGUCGUCUGCACGACCGAGACAGACGUGUUCGUGCUGGACAUGAAAAACUUCGACAGGUUGGUCAGCAGACGAAACAAGCAGACGCUGGACGCCAUGAGGCUACACACAGAAUCCAUGCUGAGGACGAGGAAAAUACUCAGAACUGGAAAAGAGAUCCCGCUUCUCGAAUACCUGCAUUUUAAGAUCAACGAAAACAUCCAGCCUCAGAGUUUCAAGAAACUGCCACCGUUAGAAACGAAGAAGACGAUUCCCGACAAGGAAACGGAGCAGCUGCGAAUGUUGGAGAACUUUAGAGCAGGCAAAGGCCCGUUAGUGGAAUCGUACGUGCCAGGGACGGAAUAUUACAAAGACCUUAUGCGCGAAAAAGCGCGACUGAGAGAAAAUAUCCGAAAGAGAGGUUCGUUUGGCUUGGAGCAGAAGGGGGUUCAAACGAAGAUAAAGAUGCCCAGAGUACGGAAGGCGAGGAGUAGGAGAGAAAUUGUGAACAGCUUGCGCGAGAUGAUGGAUGCGGAUUUGCUAUUGUUUAACAGACGUUUUAAAAAGAAGGCGUCUUCUGAGUCUUCCAAUCCUGGAUCCACAAGAAGGACGUCUAAAGUAGAGAGUCUAUAUUCGGAGAGUAACCUGAGCAAAAAGAAUAAGUUUGGUUCUAUGGGCUCUUUGCAGUCUUUGGUUGAUUCUGAACACAGUAUGGCGAAUUCAGGUGUCACGAUCAUCAAAGAUAAGCACGACAUCACUCCAGCGCAAGGGAGCAGGAAUCAGACAUUAUCACUAGACAGUUUAAAAUCAUUACAUUCUAAGGACGCUGCUAAGGAAAACCCAAUCAAUCCAGAUGUCCAUAGAGACACUCAUCACCAAGGAACCGACCCUGUUUUGGUAACAGAAGUAAAGCAUAAAGCUGCAGCAGUCCUACCGCCAAUCAGAGAGGACACGCGAGAACAGAUGUCGUCUACUAAACCAGGAACAGCAGACGGCAUUCUAGACGGUCCAAAACAGCAGACGAUAGAGUCUGAUUUUAAACCACUGCCGCCAGUAGAAGCAAUACCGACUGAAACAUCGGCAGCACCAAUCUCUGAAAUUCCAGAAUUCGUGAACGGCCAUGACGGCAACGAAAGCGAUGACGAGCACCAAACCACCAGGUCCACGGCGAGCACAUCGAUAUCGAAGUGGGCGCCAGCGCUGAAAUUUGUACAAGACAGAAUCAAUGAUCGCUACACAGCCCAGUUGUCUGAGAAAGAGGCUCCGUACGCCGACUACGAAACGAGCGAAAAUACACUCAGCUUUCUGGAGUCGAGGAUACGGAAGUUUCAUAUAAAAUACGGAGAGAGAAACAAGAUGAGUCUCAAACUACCUAAGCUGAGAAGAUUUAAACUGGAUAAUCCGCACGAGAUUGAAAGGCAGCCGAAACCUGGCGGAAAGGUGUGGAUCAAAAAGAAACUGUGUCAGAUACACGCCAGCCCAGUUCAGAUCAAAGGUCACGAACACAUCAGGUAUCGCAUUGUGGACGAGCUCAGGGGGUUUGACAACGUGAAGAAAACCUCCGAACGAGUCAUGUCGUUCCUCAUGCAGAGUCAGCAGCUCAAGGACCAUAACUCUCCCAUGCUUAGCACUAGCCCUGCCAAUAAACUCUACCCGCCAUAACAUUUUUGUUUUGUACACAUUUGUAAAUAUAGUUCAG